Aspergillus calidoustus is the source of this 2637-nucleotide messenger RNA. The record is from the annotation of a GenBank genome assembly. NCBI's taxonomy places the organism in Eukaryota, Fungi, Ascomycota, Eurotiomycetes, Eurotiales, Aspergillaceae.
AUGGAGGACCGCCGACCCGAGGUCCUCGUCGUCUCCAUCGUCUUCUUCGUCCUCGCUACCGUCUUCGUCGCCCUGCGUUUCGUCUCGCGCAUAUGGAUCGUUCGGAGGCUUGCGUUACACGAUUAUUUGAUGCUCCUGGCUUGGCUCAUCAACUUCGGAUUCUCCUUUGCUCUGUUCUAUGCCACUAAAAAGGGCCUUGGCCUACAUGAUGUCGACAUCCCUGUUGCCGAGCGAGCCAGCCUCAGCCGCGCCAACUAUGCUUUCACCGUCCUAUAUAACCCGGCCUUGAUGGCUGUAAAGUCCUCCAUCCUCGUCUUCUACCUCACUCUCACCCAAGGCGAAAAGAUCUUCCGCUAUGCAAACUAUGCCACCUUAGUCGUCGUCAACGUUGCCGGACUGGCGUUGACUUUUGUCAAUAUCUUCCAAUGUCGGCCUGUCGGGGCCGCAUUUGCGGCCUCGCUACCAGUCGACGCGCAUUGCACCGAUAUCUUGACGCUAUAUCUAUCCUCUUCGCCGGUCAAUAUCAUCACAGACCUGGCCAUUUUGGUCCUACCCAAUCCUAUUCUUACUCGUAUGCGACUCCCGCGGAAACAAAAAAUUAUCCUUGUGAUUACGUUUAGUUUUGGUUUCUUCGUCGCUGUCGUCGAUGUCAUUCGCAUUGCAUAUCUGCAGGAAGCCACCACGUCUCGGGAGAUUGCUCUUCGCCAAAUUCAUCUCCAGAACUAUGGGGGCGGCGAUUUUGCCUGGUAUGCGUCUCUUUCCUUUAUGUGGUCCGUUGUGGAGGUCAAUGUCUCUGUGAUGUGCGCCUGUGUACCCAGUCUCAAACCGCUUGUCGCGAAAUUGGUCCCCAAAUUGAUCCGCGACACCGAUGGGAGUACUCGAACGAACCCGACCGAUCCGCCAGUACCGCUGCCACUGCAGAUGCCCACCGCAGACGCAAUACUAAAUGACUCCGCAAACCUUGUGAGUCUGUCAGAGAUCCUGGCAGCUCCUGGUACUACAACUACCGACGCCGAAGCCAAUACAACCACCCUUACGAGCACGUCUGAUCCGCGCAGUAUGACCUUCUUCGACUUUGUCAAUAUGAAGAAACCCGCAAAUAUGUUGAAAUUAAGCAACAAGGAGUCCAUUGCGCCAAACGCGAUUACGACUGUUCUGUUUUUCCUGUGGGGAUUCGCAUAUGGCUUCCUCGACAUUCUCAAUGACCAGUUCCAGCAGAUUGUACGACUCGACAGCUGGCGGUCCCUCGGUCUCCAUUGCGUCUACUUCGGAGGGUACUUGGUGGCUCCGCCGCUAGUUGGACGCACAGUGUUGAAGCGUUGGGGUUUCAAGGCGACGUUCAUCACGGGCCUGUGUUUCUAUGCCUGUGGUUCGCUGAUAUUCUGGCCGUCCGCUGUGUUGACCUCUUAUUCCGCGUUCCUCGUAUCGAACUUUAUUACUGGAUGCGGGCUCGCCAUUCUCGAAACGGCAGCGAAUCCGUUCAUUUCUCUCUGCGGGCCGCUGGAGAAUUCAGAGGUACGGUUGAAUAUCUCGCAAGGAGUUCAAGCAGUAGGGAGUGUCCUGUCUCCCUUGCUCGCCAAGCGGGUUCUAUUCAACAGUGUUACCGACGUUUCCUCUUUGGUCGACGUGCAGUGGACCUACCUUGGGAUUGCCCUGUUCGACGUGCUCCUAGCAUUGGCUUUUUACUACCUGCCGAUUCCGGAGGCGUCUGAUGAAGAUCUGGAGGAGCUAGCGAAUCGUCGGCGGGACGACAACCGGGCCGCCCCGUUUGGGGUUCCGAUUGUCUGGAUGACCCUUGCAUUAGGCGUAUGGUCCCAGUUCCUAUAUGUCGCUGGCCAGGAGGUCUUCUCCAUUAGCUUCGAGUCCCUAGUCGCAUCCGCAUAUCCGCAACGACCUAUGAGCGAAUUCGACUACCUAACAAUCGGUCGCUCCGUCUUCGCCGUCGGCCGCUUCAUCGCCGCCUUCUUGCAGUGGUUUCUCAAGCCCCGUUGGAUUCUCCUCCUUUCCUACAUCGGCAUGAUCGUCUUUGCCGCCCUGUGCAUGAGCACCACCGGUCCCACAGCCAUUGCCAUGGGCAUGAUGGUCUUCCUGUUCGAAAGCGGCGCCUUCAGCAUCAUCUUCGCCAUCGGCCUCCGCGGCACAGGCCGCCACACCAAGACCGCCGGCUCAAUCAUGACUGUCGCAAUCAGCGGUGGCGCCUUCCUACCAUUCGCACAGUACGCCGCCCAGCGCGCAACAGACAGCGUUCCCGAUUCGUACAGCGUUCUUGUCGCGCUCUUUGCAGCCGGCGCGAUAUUCCCAAUAUACCUCAACCUCGUCCCCGCCGCAAAGAAACAAGUCGACCCCGUACCAAACGAACACCUCCGACAUACACGCCGGCGCCGAAGCCGACAGCCGCGAUCAAACGCCAUGCCGCGAGAGAAGGCCAACCCAUCGCAGGGCGGGGUAUACUCGCGACGAAGAAGUGUCCUCAAUGACCCGGACCCGCUGCCGACAAUCGACCUCUCCGGGCCCAACUCCCCACUAAAUUCUAUAUCAAUCUCGAGAUCGAACUCGCUUACGGAGCGGGAUAUCCAGCGGAUCCCUACAAAGGAUAAAGAUCUCUCGAACUCGAGCGACGAGCAGUCGCCCAUAUGA